UAAGAACUUGAUGAUGGUCGUCGGUCAGGCAUGUGUGCUUGCAUUUCGGGAAGGAUUGAUUGCUGGAAUUGCACGUUUACGCUUUUUAUCGCCCGUGUAGCUGGGCCGAGGUUGGGAAUUUCGCGCCAUGAAGAUCCUGGGUUACAUUGUGGUGAUCAAGAGGUCGGGAGCUGAUGGGACGCCCUUCCCCCUGACCAACACCAGUUGUUCCAUCGGACGCAAUAAUGAGUGUGACAUCAGAGUUCAGCUGCCCAGUGUGUCCAGACAGCACUGCCGGGUGGACGUGGAACCAAGUGGGAAGGCUUACAUUACCAACCUCAGUCAAACCAAUCCAACACCCCUAAACGAAACACCUUACCCGGGGGGGAAGAGAUAUCCAUCUUGA
Messenger RNA from Penaeus monodon (black tiger shrimp), 385 nucleotides. RefSeq names its product proliferation marker protein Ki-67-like. Bases 128 to 385 code for a protein of 85 amino acids. Lineage: Eukaryota; Metazoa; Arthropoda; Malacostraca; Decapoda; Penaeidae. Gene Ontology annotation, biological process: regulation of chromosome segregation; regulation of mitotic nuclear division. The record is from RefSeq and is a predicted model, not a curated record. The transcript has 3 exons. Gene Ontology annotation, cellular component: nucleus; chromosome. Gene Ontology annotation, molecular function: protein binding.